AUGGCACCUUCUGAAACCAUCAUUCAACUCACAGCCACAAGUCACUUUACAAUCAAACUCACAGCCACAAACUUCCCAGUGUGGCUCAAGCAAGUUCAAUCACCCCUCAUUGGCCUUGCCCUAGAUGAUUUCAUUACUGGCUCUAUACCAUCAUCAUCCAAAACUCUCAGCAAAGACACCACCACCACGCGAAACCCUGCAUACACACUCUGUCAAUCUCGGUCCAGAAUCAUCUCCCUCAAAUCUAAACUCACAAAGAACCCUAAAGGAAAUCACCAUGUGGUUGAUUUUCUUCAUGACUUGAGGAUGAUUGCGGAUGAACUUGCAAUUGCACAAAGCCCCAUUGAUGAGGAAGAUGUCAUGGUUCAUAUACUAAGUCAGCUUGGAGAAGAAUAUGGACACAUCACUGUUGCCCUCAAUAUUCAAGAAACAUCAAUAUUUUUCUCUAAACUCUUUGACAAAUUAGUUGAUUUUGAAUGA
This is a messenger RNA of Lactuca sativa (garden lettuce), 480 nucleotides long. Lineage: Eukaryota; Viridiplantae; Streptophyta; Magnoliopsida; Asterales; Asteraceae. The record is from RefSeq and is a predicted model, not a curated record.